Messenger RNA from Lolium rigidum, 2144 nucleotides. RefSeq names its product lysine--tRNA ligase. The transcript has 17 exons. Gene Ontology annotation, molecular function: lysine-tRNA ligase activity; tRNA binding; ATP binding. The record is from RefSeq and is a predicted model, not a curated record. Lineage: Eukaryota; Viridiplantae; Streptophyta; Magnoliopsida; Poales; Poaceae. Gene Ontology annotation, biological process: lysyl-tRNA aminoacylation. Bases 102 to 1904 code for a protein of 600 amino acids. Gene Ontology annotation, cellular component: cytosol; cytoplasm.
AAUAACUAACCCUAGCUAAAACCCCCUCCUUCCGCCUCCGCUUUCCCCAAUUCCAUCCAUCUCCGUUCUUGCACCCUCGAAACCCUAGAAUCCCGUGCGACAUGGCGGACGGCGAGGGUGCGGCAGGCCUGGCAGAGAAGCUCGCGGGGCUGUCCGCGGACGGCGGCGAGGAGCCGCAGCUCUCUAAGAAUGCCAAGAAGCGGGAGGAGAAGAUGAAGAAACAGGAGGAGGCGCGCCGGCUCAAGGAGGAAGAAAAGAAGAACAAGGCGGCAGCCAGUGGAAAGCCACAGAAGUCGGCUGCGGCCGACGAUGAGGACAAGGACAUGGAUCCUACUCAAUAUCGUGAGAAUAGGCUCAACGCUAUUGCCUCUAUCAAAGCCAAGAACGGCAAUCCCUAUCCGCACAAGUUUGCAGCUGACUUCACUGUACCUGGAUACAUUGAGAAAUACAAGGACCUGAGUGAUGGGAAGAAGCUCGAGGAGAAAACUGUGUCUAUAGCAGGGAGGAUCAUGAACAAGAGAACAUCAUCUUCUAAGCUUUUCUUUUAUGACCUUUUUGGUGAUGGUCUGAAGGUUCAAGUCAUGGCUGAUGCCAGUACCUCAGUGUUGGACGACGCUGCAUUCUUUAGUUUCCAUUCUGGUGUGAAGCGAGGUGAUAUUGUUGGCAUAAGUGGUUAUCCAGGAAAAAGCAAGAGAGGGGAGCUUAGUAUAUUCCCGAAGGACUUUGAUGUGCUCUCUCCUUGUCUUCAUAUGAUGCCCCGACAGAAGAGUGAAGGAAGCGCUGUACCUACGCCAUGGUCUCCAGGAAUGGGUAGGAAUAUUGAAAAGUAUGUUUUGAGGGACCAGGAAACGCGCUAUCGUCAACGAUACCUUGAUCUUAUGGUAAACCAUGAAGUGAGGCAUAUCUUCAAGACACGGUCUAAAAUUGUCUCGUUUAUUCGGAAGUUUCUUGAUGAACUUGACUUUUUGGAGGUGGAGACUCCAAUGAUGAACAUGAUUGCUGGCGGAGCCGCUGCAAGGCCUUUUGUCACACACCAUAAUGACCUAAACAUGAAGCUUUUUAUGCGUAUCGCACCUGAGCUUUAUCUGAAAGAAUUGGUCGUUGGUGGAUUAGAUCGUGUUUAUGAAAUUGGGAAGCAAUUCAGGAAUGAAGGAAUUGAUUUAACACACAAUCCUGAAUUCACAACAGUUGAAUUUUAUAUGGCUUAUGCAGAUUACAAUGACUUAAUGAAGCUUACUGAAAAAAUGAUAUCUGGUAUGGUCAAAGAGCUGACAGGUGGGUAUAAGAUCAGCUAUCAUGCGAAUGGAGUUGACAGCCCGCCAAUAGAGAUUGAUUUCACGCCUCCCUUCAGAAGAAUAGACAUGAUUGAAGGAUUGGAGGCUAUGGCCAAACUGGAGAUACCAAAAGAUUUAUCCAGUGAUGAAACAAACAAGUACUUAAUAGAUGCCUGUGCCAAGUAUGAUGUUAAAUGCCCACCUCCCCAGACAACAACACGGUUGCUUGACAAGCUAGUUGGCCAUUUCUUGGAAGAGACAUGUGUGAACCCAACAUUUAUUAUCAACCAUCCAGAGAUAAUGAGUCCAUUGGCAAAGUGGCAUAGGACCAGGCCUGGGUUGACUGAAAGGUUUGAGCUUUUUGUUAACAAACAUGAGGUCUGCAAUGCAUACACCGAGUUAAAUGAUCCUGUUGUGCAAAGGCAACGGUUUGAGGAACAACUAAAGGAUCGUCAAUCUGGCGAUGAUGAAGCUAUGGCUUUGGAUGAGACAUUCUGCACUGCUCUUGAGUAUGGGCUGCCGCCAACAGGUGGUUGGGGUUUGGGAAUUGAUCGCCUUACAAUGAUGCUGACAGAUUCCCAGAACAUCAAGGAAGUCCUCCUAUUCCCGGCCAUGAAGCCGCAAGAGUAGCUCUGCAAAGGUUAAACCAUCCAUGGUUGAAGGUACUUUGUUUGCCGUGCUGACCAAAGGGUAUCUGAAGGAUCGCUCAAGAUGGAGGAUUAAAGAAAACUAGAUUUUUUUUUUGUAUGUGCAUGCGAGGUUUCAGUUUUCCAUCAGUUUUUGUGGACCAUUGUAUUUGCCAUGGUUAUUGGUGCCAUACUGGAAAGAAUUGAUACCGACUUCUAUUUUAUUAGAUAUGCUUUUAACCUA